Molecule: messenger RNA, 8396 nt
Organism: Numida meleagris (helmeted guineafowl)
Lineage: Eukaryota; Metazoa; Chordata; Aves; Galliformes; Numididae
Gene: FOXN3
Product: forkhead box N3
Exons: 7
Coding region: 136-1605 (489 amino acids)
Biological process (GO): regulation of DNA-templated transcription
Cellular component (GO): nucleus
Molecular function (GO): cis-regulatory region sequence-specific DNA binding; DNA-binding transcription factor activity
Source: RefSeq, a predicted model, not a curated record
GAAGUUACCAGGUUCCUGUUCGUACCAGCCCAAAGCCUUCAGCAUUGCUUCAUGCCCGGCACAGAGCUCACCCUGCUGGCACAGUCUGUUGCCUCAUCACUCUUUGGUUCCUGUUAAGUCUUAGCCUCUGCCUCAAUGGGUCCAGUCAUGCCGCCCAGCAAGAAGCCAGAGGGCUCAGGAAUCAGUGUUCCCAGUGGACUGAGCCAGCGUUACCAAGAUAGCGAUUUGUCAAAGGCACUUCACGAUGACGAGGACCUAGAUUUCUCUUUGCCUGCCAUCAGAUUAGAUAAAGGGGCCAUGGAAGAUGAAGAGCUAACUAACUUGAACUGGUUACAUGAGAGCAAGAACUUGCUGAAGAGCUUUGGGGACUCGGUGUUACGAAGCGUCAGCCCCGUUCAGGACAUCGGUGAUGACACGCCUCCAUCCCCCGCCCACUCGGACAUGCCCUACGAUGCCAAGCAGAACCCCAACUGCAAACCUCCUUACUCCUUUAGCUGCCUCAUAUUUAUGGCCAUCGAGGACUCGCCAACCAAAAGACUGCCCGUAAAGGAUAUAUACAACUGGAUUUUAGAACACUUUCCGUAUUUUGCAAACGCGCCCACUGGAUGGAAAAAUUCUGUGAGACAUAACCUGUCCUUGAAUAAGUGUUUUAAGAAAGUGGACAAAGAUAGAAGUCAGAGUAUUGGAAAGGGGUCCUUGUGGUGUAUAGACCCAGAAUAUAGACAAAAUCUUAUUCAGGCUUUGAAAAAGACACCCUAUCACCCAUACUCGCAUGUGUUCAAUACACCUCCCACAUCUCCUCAGGCAUAUCAAAGCACAUCAGGUCCACCCAUUUGGCCAGGAAGCACCUUUUUCAAGAGAAAUGGAGCUCUUCUGCAAGAUCCUGACAUUGAUGCUGCCACUGCCAUGAUGCUUUUGAAUACUCCCCCUGAGAUACAAGCAGGUUUUCCUCCAGGAGUGAUACAAAAUGGAGCUCGAGUUCUGAGUAGAGGAAUAUUUCCUGGAGCCAGGCCAUUGCCAAUCAACCCUAUAGGAAGCAUGGCUGUUGCAGUAAGGAAUGGAAUAACAAACUGCCGGAUGCGGACAGAAAGCGAACAGUCGUGUGGCUCUCCAGUUGUUAGCGGUGACCCGAAGGAGGAUCACAACUACAGCAGUGCCAAAUCUUCCAACCACAGGAGCACAUCACCUGCUAGUGACUCCGUUUCCUCUUCCUCUGCUGAUGACCAGUAUGAAUUUGCAACUAAAGGUAGCCAAGACAGCAGUGAAGGAAGUGAAGUUAGCUUCCAGAGCCAUGAGAGCCAUAGUGAAACAGAAGAGGAGGACAAAAAGCAAAAUCGGAAGGAGACCAAGGAUUCUUUAGCUGACAGUGGGUAUGCAUCCCAGCACAAGAAAAGGCAACAUUUGAUGAAGGCGAAAAAAGUACCAAGUGACACACUGCCUCUUAAAAAGAGACGUACAGAAAAGCCCCCUGAGAGUGACGACGAGGAGAUGAAAGAAGCAGCGGGAUCUCUCCUGCAUUUAGCGGGAAUUCGAUCCUGUUUGAAUAACAUCACCAAUCGGACGGCAAAGGGGCAGAAAGAGCAAAAGGAAACCACAAAAAAUUAGAACAAAUCAAUGAUUUGUUUGAACUUAAAAGUUUUGUUUCAGCACGUCAGGUGAAUUCUAAUGAUUUGUGGCAAUAUCAGCAAUUUUUUCCUUUUUUGUUUUUCUUUCUAUUUGGUUUUGUUUCUUUUCUUUUUUUUUUUUUUUGGACCCUUAAGAUUUUUAUUUUUAAAGGAGAUUGAAGCCAUAGAACUCAUACUGACACUCAGCUAAUUUACAAAAGCUUUUCAUUACCUGAAGACAAAAAGUUAACAACAAAAAAAGCCAAAAUCGCCAUUGCUUUCUCCGGCUUGUCAAAAAAUGCAUGGUUGAAUACGCAGUGACAUCAACAUUAUUGUGAUGGGAUAAGAUUGGGCACUUGGAAAUCUCUCUUACGCUAGAAGAGAUUGCAUAAUUUAGUAGUCAUUCAGGCCUGUCCCUUAAGAAUUUUUUUAAUGGCCUUACAAUUGGGUUGUAAGUGAAUGUGAAUAAAGAAGAUCUGGGGGAAAGAGAAGGUGUGUACUUCUCGCACCAAACCACAGACCAUCUAGUGGCACUUGGAUUCACCGUGCCAUAGAAGUCUUUGGACAGCCACUGGUGGCAACUGCGCAUACCGUAAUGCACUUUUAGUGCUUCGUGUACUGUACGUGGCUAAUAGCGUGAGGACUGGUAACUUUAAGUUUUGGGAAGUUUGAACUGUGUAUGCAAUGAGUUUCAGUGAAAUAAUGAGGAGAAAUGGGGGGGGGGUGGCACUGUUAAUAGCAUUGCAAAUCAUUGAAUUAUGUCUUCUAUAUUGAAUUAACUGAAUGUUCAAAAAGCCAUAAGCCCGAAGAUUGGCACUGCGUGCAAAAAAUAAUAGUAUAGGGAAAAACAAGCUAUGUCUUCUGAACUGCCUGAGUGAAAAGCAAUCAAGUCUAAGAAAUUACAGUAGAUAUUAAGGAAGAAAAUAAAUCAGAAUCCUUUUCUGUGGAUCAAAUAUUUGAUCUAACUGAGGGAAAAAUAGCUACAAAACCUGCCAUUAGUAUUAAUCUGUAAUUUAAAAAAAACAACAGGAAAGCGUAUUGAUGAACAGUGAAAUUAAGUUCAGCAAAGCAGCUCCUACACUGCCCUCAGAAGUGAGCGUUGCAGUUAAUGUCAGUUAGGAUUCAUCUGUGCAAAAACAGCAACAGAUUUCCAGAUUCAACCAGCGUAGCCAGCAGAAAAAAAAAUGAUCCACACUGCAUGGAUUCCUUUUGGAAGGGGGGGGGGGAAUACAAAAAGCAAACAAUUUUUUUUAUUCAAAGAUGACAAAGUUCUUGUAAGGUAAAUAAUGUAUUUAGCAUGAAGCAUGAAUUAUUUUCAUAUAAAUAUAGAAAAUAGAGAAAAAGGCUAUGCCUCUAAUUUUUAAGCCCUUAGGCUUAGAGUUUGGUUGGUUUAUUUUAUUUUUUGUUUUUGUUUUGUUUUUGUUUUGGUUCUUUUUUGUUGUUGGGUUGUUUUUUGUGGAUUUUUUUUUUUUUUUUUUUGAAGCAGGUGUUUAAGGUUUAACCUUCUUCAGGGACAAACACUGACUGUUGGGAAACUUACUCUGCAAUAUUAAAAAAUAAAAUCUUCAUGCUCUGGUAGGGCUUGGAUGGUUGAAUUAUACUGCCUUGUCUGCACAUUCAGCCCCCUCUCCCUACUUCUCUUUAAAAAAAAAAAAAAAAGAAAAAAAGAAAAAAAAGUAAAAGUGUGUCCUUUCUUCGUCUGUACAUGUGUAACAUGACGCAAUAAUCUGAGGGCAAGUUUAGUAGUGAGUGUGUAUGACAGAAUCAAGAGAAUAAUGGGAGAUUAAUUGAGGAAAACUCUCUGAUUUGAUUCAGGAAUAAGUAGACAAGAAAAUAGCUUUGCUAAUUUGCCAUGAGAAAAUGAAGUUAUUAAGAGCCUUAUUGAGGUGUCCCGAGAAAAACCAGUGCUACAGAGAGUGUGAUUCAGGUAUAGUGCUUCUCUCCUGACACGGUGAUUGUUAGAUUGGAGAUCCCUACAGCUGAGGGAAGCCGUGAAAUGGAUAAUACAGUCUCUCUCACCUGGAUUUGUCAGUUUGGCAUGAAAAAGUUCCGUACUUGGAAUAUCCAAGAGACAAGGAGAAAAUCCCAGAGACUGAAAAACCCUGCCACUUAACAGAAUGAAAUGGUCUGUUUCUGUUAAAGAACACAGGUUUAUAUCCCAAAAACUGUUCCAGUCAGCAGCACCGCUAAGGUGGAUCUAGUUCAUGAAGAGUGAGUUUAGAGAAGGAUCUGACUUCCCAUUCAGUGGAGUGAAAUGAGAGUUGCAUUUGGUGUAUGUGCAGUUAGGAAGUGGGAAGACCAAAGGGUAGGCUGGGCUGGACCUGGCAGCCUUCUCAUGCUCCACAAAUGCUUUGUAAUACAAAGAACAGGACCACGCUGGGGGCAGCACACCAAAAUUGUGCCUCUCCUCUCAUCUCACUCAUUGUGCGCUGGGAUCCAGGAUCUGCCUUGUCAGGGGUUGUCUGACAACUGCUGGAGCCCAGCACAACUGCCAGCUAUGCAGAUAAGGAAGGAGAGCGCCAAGGAUGGUGCAAGGAGGAGCUCUGCACUCUCCUGUUUGCUGGUCCUGGGGCUGAGCCAUGCAGGCCUGAUGGCCAGUAUAUUACAGUUGGAGUACAAAAAUAUGAAACCUGUUGGCUGCCAACAGCCUUUGAGAUAAAGUUGGGGAGAACAAAGUUUUCUUUCGGCCAUGGAGCAUGGAGAUGGUUGAGCCAUACCUUUCCGUUUUGAUAGAGCUCUCCUGGUGUGAUUGGACUGGGACAGUCCCAAGCAACUCGGUCUGCAGGCAGUGAACCACACAGUCCUGCACAGAACUUGGUCCUUCGUUGUUUUAUGGACUUGGGGGCAGUCAUUUGAAGUACAAAGUAGUACAGUACCAGCUUGCCACCACCUUUGCUCAUUAAUGCAUAAGUUGUUCCACAGAGGAAGUCUUUUAAUAUAUAUCAGAAGGCAACGUUUAAAAGUCAAAUUAAUGGCAGAAAACGCACUGAAAAUGAGGCUCAGCCAUUUCUUUCCUCCAGAGAAAGCAGUGUGGUUGUCUGCUGGUGGCCAGAUCCUGUCCAGUCACAACACUAAUUCCAGAGCAUUGUUACUGACUGCAGUACAUCAGUGCAAACAAAAUCAGUGUCUGCUGCGCAGCAAGUACUAUUCAUUAAUGUGGACUCUUGGUGGCUAAAUAUAUAAUUACCACUAGUAUUACCUUAGAAAUCGGUCAUUUUGCAUAAAUAUCUAAUUAAGCAGGUUAUCUUUAUAAAUACACACAUAUGUAAUCUCUCUAAGACUUCAACACCUUCUUUUUAUACUUGCUGGUAAACGUAAACUGUUGGCAGGUGUCAUUUGAAAUUUGUUUUCAUUUGAAAUGUGUUCCUCCUCAUUUGAUCUGCUGAGGAGUUCACAGUUUGGCUGAGUGCUACUGUCAUCAACAGAUGAUUUCUGGAGUUUAAAACCAACUUGUCUUUUAUCGAUGCUUCCUCUAACUAUUGACAAGUAUAUAAUUUGGAUUUGUAUAAAAUAUUUGAGUCACCUUUUAAAACAUUUUUGUGGCUGGCUAAAAAUGACAGCUUUGUCAGAAUUGGUAAAUUCUGAUGGUACUCCAUCAGAAAAGUUUGUUCUUUUUUUAAUAAGAAUUGAGUGAUUUUUUUCCAAACAAAAAAAGAGCUCCUCCGCCCAGUUGCCUCUCCUUUCAGUAAGUCAUGCCAAAACUGAGUGGUAAUUGCGCUGUAUUACAGGCUCUCUCACUUGCCAGACAUGAGGUGGUUGGGUUUUGCUUGUUUAGUUUCCUUACUAAGCCAUUUUUGGGUGAGAAGUCAUAGAAUCUCUUAACUUACCAUUUCCCUCACUAUCAAUAUUGCCAAAUUAAUGGUUCUCCAGAACAGGUGGGGACUAGAGGAAUCCUGGUAGGUCAGCAAGCAUUUAGUGGCAAGUUUCAUAUGGACGUGUGUUGUAAGGGUCACUCAGACUUCACCAGGAGUUCCCUUGGAAUGUACAUUCUGCAGGGAGAAGCUCUUGCAGUCCAGAUCUAAUGCCACAAAGCAGAUUUCACAGAAAUCUGCAGGGAGGUGAAAUCUGUCAGUCAUGUUUGUAUGCUGCAAGCAGAUGGAUAUUCUCCUGAGAAGUCAUUUUUGAUGCAGAUUUUUGCCUGCAUUUAGAAAUUCAGGCACAGUUCUUGAACAGCUUUAAUACAACAUCCCGUAGCUGUUUCUGAAACCAGUUUGAUGCUGAACUUCUCAUGGUAAAACCAGCAGUAGUUCUAUCAAGAUCACCAGAGCUUUGCGGAGGGAUGAAGCAUGCUUUUUAGGACCACAGAACUAGCCUGUGACUGUAUUCUUACUGGUAAUUCAGUUGAUGUGUGUAGGCUGACUCCUGUCUUACCUUAAAAUGGGAGAAAAGAAUCCCAAAGGAGGUGCAUCGGCUCCUAGGGUUCAAGUGAAUAACUGUCUACCUUUGCAAAAGAUACAGCGAAACCCUGUGGGCUGCAUUCUUCACCAGACUGAGGUAGAGGGGUGUCAACAUACUUGAACAUACUAAAUCCUAAGUUGCAUGCCAAAUGGCACCAUGGAUAAAAUGGCCAUUUUCUCAGUAGCCAAAUCAUCGAGACCCUAAUUUUUCUGGAAGUAUUUCUGUAUCUAAACAUGUAGAUAGGCACAGUCUGGGAUUUUCUAGAACCUCAGGGUGUCUGCUUUGCAGUCAGUGGAGCUAGAGACACCCAAGUGCUCUUGAAAAUCGAUACUGUUUUAUUAUUACCAUUUUUCCUUUGAUCCGGCCCAAGUAGUUUUUUAAAACAUUACUUCCCUGUGCUCCAGGAUUAAAGUAUAGAGAAUGCAUUUACAAUUCCAGAUGCAAUGCAGUCUACUUCACUUCAUGGAGAAUGCAGACGUUCCUUUGGGUAUGCCACUGCUGCCUGAACAGCUCAUGGGCAUACUUCAUAGGAAAUGUUUUUAAAACUUUUUCUUGACUUUGCCACCAAAAGAGCAUUUGAACCAUACAUCCUCUUGAUUGUAACAGAAUAUCAGUGUUGACUGUCUGACCAGUUAAGUUUUAGUAGUGUUCUUCACAGCCCUCCAGUAAUAUAUCAAACACUGUUAUGCACAUAAUGCAGCACUGUGAUCUAAUUUAAAUAAUACUUUUUUAUUAUUUAUACUACUCUAUGUAAUAUACAUCAACACUUUGCUAUAUAACCUAAGUGAUAACCCUCUUCUUAGUUAUCUGCCAAACUUUGAAUUUCUGUUUGGUUUAUAUUGCAUUUAGCACAGUUACCAAGUUGUAAUGAUGUCUCUUUUCCUUUGAAAUGGAAUGUGUAAGUCAAACUAUGCGUUUGUGUGUUUCUGUUUUAAGCUGGAGUUUUUAAGGAUUUACACACAACAUUUGGUGUUCUGUAUAAAUCUGCAUACAUUUGUGAAUUCAUCUGCUAAUCCCCUUUUAUUUAGAAAGUAUUAAUUAAUGGUGGUUUAUUAGGGUAUUUUUUUUCUUUUUUUUCUUUUCUUUUUUUUUUUUUUUGCAUUUUUACUUCUAGUACUGGUUAUUCUUGAAUUAAGCAGAGACUUGUCAGCUGGGUUGCUUUAUCAUGUACAUGACCUUACAAUUCUUCCACAGUUCAGCCAACAAGUACUAGCUUCACUGACCAAAAAAGUCUCAACCUAAUGUGUCUAUGGUGCUGUAUUUUGCUGGUGUACAUUUAAAACCAGAAACAAUCUAAAGGUCACUUUGAGUUGUUCUAAUAAGUAGCCUUUCCUGGUUUGGGGAGCUUGGAUUUUGUUUUUGUUUUAGCAUUGAAACAAGUAUUUAUCUGAAGCUAUAUAAUGGUUUUUCUACUGUAUUGUGUUUCCUUUUGCAAAAAGGGGAAAUGGGCCUGAUGUAACAGCCUCUCACAGACAAUGGAAGGCAUUUUUGUUUCAGUUUUUCAUUUUUGCUUAGUUUCAUUGGCCUUUGGAUUAGGCCAGCAGUUCUGAGACUUCAUCAUCUGAGGGUUUAAGGGAUAACUGCAGCUUGUGCUACAAUUAUGUGUUACAUUCUGCAAUGGCCAUCAUCUAGAAAUGGGAAUCUCUUUACUCUGGCCUAAAAUCCCAAGACUUCUUUUUCUUUCAGAUUAACCAUUGAAUUUCAGUACAUUUUUAAGUUAAUAGAGCAUUGUACAUUUCUGAGUAUGUGUGUGGGAUGACAAUUGAAAGUAAUACUUGUACCUGAUAACCAGUUCCAUGCCUGCAUCAUUCACACUCACUACUUAUAACUGCCAUGAUGUAAAAUGUCGGGGGGGAAUGAUUUGUGUGUGUAUGAAAAGCAUUAUGGACUUGUACAUUUUUUUUAUACUCUGAUCUGUAAUUUCUGAAAUAUUUUGUUUUACAGAAAAAAAAAAAAGUGAUAAAGCAAUCAAAAGACCAAGAGAUUUAAUAUCAGUGCUUAAGGGUCACAGGACCUUAACUGGCCAAUAUGUUAAUUUAGUACAGUGAUAAGCCAAUUUUUUUUUCCUGUACUUGGCGUCUGAAACUGCCAGUUUCAUCAAUAUUAAAAUACAAACUGUGACGGGGAAUGAACAGUGAUGUUAAGUUGUAUUUGUGUUUACCUAAAUGAGCAGUCCGAAGACAAGUGCAAUCAGCUGAUCUUUAGGGAAUAUGAAAAUGUUGAUUUAGAGGCAUACUUGCAUUUUACAUUUUCUUGAUGUGUAAUCAUAUUGCCAAAGACAAACUACUUCAUCAAUUAUUAUUGUAAAUAACACUUUCCCAAAACCUACCAUAAAGUUUCUGUGAUGUAUUGUCUUCCAGUUGCAAUAAAAAUUACUGAGUUGCAUCAAUUGAA